ACAACAAUAACUAAAAGAAAUUAGCCUUUGCCGCCAGUAGUUCCGAGAUUCAACGGUGUCUCAGAACAACCAACAUAAUGAUAAGUAUAACUACCAGGGUUAAAUGACGCAUGUUCAGUUCAUUAGUCACAAAGUUGUUGCUGAAGUGGAAAGGUGUCCAAGCCGGCGAAAUGUUUGUGAUUCAAAAAGUGUAUACCUUUUUUAAAAUCAUAUUGGAGUACAUAACAUUCCAAAAAUCUGAAAGUAAUUAUUCUAAACUAAAAACCAACGAUGACAACACGGUCGCAGAUUCCGCUUGGACUGAGCGAUGGAGAAGACUACAAAUUCUUUUGACAUUUUUCUGGCCGGAUGCCAGUAUAGGAAUCCAAAUACGAAUUUUAUUGUGUAUAUUGAUUGUUAUUGCUGAGAGUUCAACCAGUAUUUUCGUCCCAGUUUAUAAUCAGAGGAUCGUGGACAGUCUAGAUAAAAAAGUCUUUUGUUGGGAUCUGAUUUUGAUCUAUGUAGGAUUACAAUUUCUAUCUAUGGGUCCGCUAUGGGCUGUACGAUCAUUCCUGUGGCAACACGUAGAGAAUUUCAUCAACAGAAACGUUGAGACGAAAUUUUUUGCUCAUUUGCAUAAGUUAUCGUUGCGCUGGCAUUUAUCACGUCGGUCCGGUGAAGUUCUUGAACUUAUGAACUCCGCGUCGUAUAGCAUUAGUUCACUAGCGAGCUAUUGCCUGUUUUCUUUUGGUCCAGCUAUUUUAGAUAUUUUAACGUCUGUUGUUUUCCUAACGGCAACAUUCAAUUGGUAUUUCGGUCUUCUUAUCACCAUCACACUGGUCUUAUACUUACGUAUACGUAUUUCUGUGACAAAUUGGGCACAAACAUUUGAAAAGAAGCCUGAAGUAAAAGAGAAAAGUGCGGUCGGUGUUGAUUCGCUUCUCAAUAUCGAAACUAUAAAAUACUGUGGAACUACAAAAUAUGAAGUUGAAGCUUACGCUAACGCGCUGUUAGAAGAUCAAAAGGUGCAGUUCAAUAUGGAAAUUGCAUUUCAUGUAACAGAUCUAUUCGAAAAUGGUGUCGUAUGUGGUAGUCUUCUUGUUUCUUCUUUGCUUUGCGCUUACUUGGUAGUAGACACUGGCUCACUAACAUCCGGUCAGUACGUGUUCUUUGCAGCCUACAUGCUACAAUUGUAUUCGCCAAUGAAUCGAUUGAGUGGAAUUUACCGCCAUUUCCAGGAUCUUUUCAUUGAUAUGGGAAAAUUGUACGAUAUUCUCAAUGAGAAACCGGAAGUUGUAGAUGCACAUGAUGCCAUUGAGUUCUCAAACCCGCGAGGCGACAUCAUCUUCUCCCAUGUGUGUUUCAGCUAUGAUCCAGAUCGUGAAAUCCUGAAUGAUGUUUCAUUUUCGGUAGUUGCUGGUAAAACUUUGGCUCUCGUUGGACCCUCCGGUUCGGGGAAAAGUACUAUUAUCCGUUUACUGUCUCGUUUUUAUGAUGUCGGCAGUGGAUCCAUCAGCAUUGAUGGUGUCGAUGUCAAGAAGAUGACACAAGAAUCACUUCAUGCGGUUCUCGGAAUCGUGCCACAAGACACAAUAUUAUUCAACAAGACCAUUAAAUACAAUAUUAAAUAUGGACAGUCAGAUGCAACUGACGAUGAAGUGGAAUCUGCCGCACGUGCUGCUGACAUUCAUGACAAUAUUUUGAACUUCCCGGAUAAAUACGAAACAGAAGUUGGUGAUAGAGGACUGCGAUUGAGUGGAGGUGAAAAACAGAGAGUCGCAAUAGCACGAACCAUUUUGAAAGGACCACCAAUUGUGUUAUUAGACGAAGCAACGAGUGCACUAGACACACAAACGGAACGUAACAUUCAGUCGGCUAUUGGACAAGUUUGCAAGAAUCGGACCACAAUUAUUGUGGCUCAUCGACUAUCAACUAUAAUUCACGCUGACGAAAUUUUAGUGUUGAAGGAAGGACGAAUUAUUGAGCGUGGUCGACACGAGGUUUUACUACAGAGAGGAGGUACUUAUGGCGAAAUGUGGCAGAAACAGUUUAAUGAGGAAAUUCAUGAAAAACAGGAUUAAUGAUACAAAGUGUCCGUCCCAUCAAAUAAAGCUGUUGUGAUAACGUAUGCAUAGAAUAGUUUUAUAGUUUUUGUGAUUUUAGUUUAUUUUUUAAAAACAU
Molecule: messenger RNA, 2160 nt
Organism: Bradysia coprophila
Lineage: Eukaryota; Metazoa; Arthropoda; Insecta; Diptera; Sciaridae
Product: ATP-binding cassette sub-family B member 6-like
Biological process (GO): heme transport; transmembrane transport
Cellular component (GO): vacuolar membrane
Molecular function (GO): ATP hydrolysis activity; ABC-type heme transporter activity; ATP binding
Source: RefSeq, a predicted model, not a curated record